Sphenostylis stenocarpa is the source of this 996-nucleotide messenger RNA. The record is from the annotation of a GenBank genome assembly. Lineage: Eukaryota; Viridiplantae; Streptophyta; Magnoliopsida; Fabales; Fabaceae.
AUGACAUUAACCCAAAUUCCUGAGAGAUCAUCAGUUGAUAUGGAAUCAUGUGUGCCUCCAGGAUUUAGAUUUCAUCCAACGGAAGAGGAGCUUGUGGGGUACUAUCUCAAGAGGAAGAUAAACUCCCUAAAAAUCGAUCUAGAUGUUAUUGUUGAGAUUGAUCUCUACAAAAUGGAACCAUGGGACAUACAAGAUAGGUGCAAACUAGGAUAUGAGCAACAGAAUGAGUGGUACUUUUUCAGCCAUAAAGAUAAGAAGUAUCCUACUGGAACAAGAACUAACAGGGCCACUGCUGCUGGAUUCUGGAAAGCAACUGGAAGGGACAAGGCUGUGAUGUCCAAGAAUAGAAUCAUAGGGAUGAGGAAGACCUUAGUCUUCUACAAGGGACGUGCCCCUAAUGGCAGGAAAACAGACUGGAUAAUGCAUGAAUAUAGGCAUCAAACCUCUGAACAUGGUCCUCCACAGGAAGAAGGAUGGGUUGUGUGCCGAGCAUUUCGAAAGCCUAGUCCAAGUCACAGGCAAGGUUAUGAGCCAUGGUGCAGUAGUAGUAGCCAUCAACAGCACUUUUUCAGAGACCAAAGCUUUGCAAGACCCUUAUCAAUUGCUGACAUUUUGAAUGAAACAAAUGUGCCUCAUCACCCUGCUGAAGGUCCAAGUUUUAGUCACCCCUUCAGCUCAGAUCAGCAACACUUGAUUCUAUCAAACCAAACUGUUUUGGACAAACAACUCAUUGAGCUUCCUCAGCUAGAUAGUCCAACUGCAAGUAUUGCAAUGAAGGACUGUAACCAACAACACCACAAUGGCCUCACAAAUGAGGAAUAUUGCAGUGAUGAUAGGAGCAAUAGCAGUGCACAAGGUAUCGAUUGGAAGAGCUUGGACAACUUGUUCGGGUCACAAUUGAGUGACACAGCUUAUUUUUCACAUCCAAACUUGCCCUUCAUGAUGAACCAUGAUCAAGCUACUCAUAUCCUAGGAUGCUUCCCUGAUCAUAGUUAA